AUGGACGGCGGCGCCGGCGAGGAGGCGAAGCAGGAGCGGCACCUGGUGCUGGCCCACAAGCUCUUCCUUCUAUCCCACCCCGCCGUCGACGACCUCUCCAAGGUCGCCCUCCGCGCCGAAGUCCUCGACACCGUGAAAUCCGAUGAUAUGGCGACGCUGUUCGAGUCGCUGGUUGCCGCGGGUGUACUGGAGGCGGACGCCGCGCUGCUGGCCGAGAUGCGUGGGAGGAUUGACGAGGAGAUCCGCAAGCUCGAUGAGAAAAUUGCUGAUGCCGAGGAGAACUUGGGCGAGAGCGAAGUCCGUGAAGCACAUCUUGCCAAAUCCUUGUACUUUAUAAGGGUUGGUGAGAAGGAAAAGGCCCUGGAACAGCUUAAAGUCACUGAAGGAAAAACUGUAGCUGUUGGCCAAAAGAUGGAUCUUGUGUUUCACACUUUGCAGAUUGGUUUUUUCUAUAUGGAUUUUGAUCUGAUCUCAAAAUCCAUUGAUAAGGCAAAGAACUUGUUCGAGGAAGGAGGCGAUUGGGAGAGGAAGAACAGGUUGAAAGUAUAUGAAGGCUUGUACUGCAUGGCAACCAGAAACUUCAAGAAAGCUGCUAGCUUAUUUUUAGACUCCAUUUCGACUUUCACAACUUAUGAGUUAUUCCCAUAUGAUACAUUCAUCUUCUAUACAGUCCUCACAAGUAUUAUCACAUUGGAUCGUGUAUCUCUGAAACAAAAGGUGGUAGAUGCACCAGAAAUCCUGGCUGUGAUUGGCAAAGUACCUCACCUCUCUGAGUUUCUCAAUUCCCUGUACAACUGCCAGUACAAGUCUUUUUUUGUUGCAUUUUCCGGUCUGACGGAGCAAAUCAAGUUAGACCGUUAUCUUCAGCCUCAUUUCCGCUACUACAUGAGGGAAGUGCGCACCGUUGUCUACUCACAAUUCUUGGAGUCAUACAAGAGUGUGACAAUGGAAGCAAUGGCCACUGCAUUUGGUGUAACUGUUGAUUUCAUUGACCAGGAAUUGUCACGGUUCAUUGCAGCUGGGAAGCUUCACUGCAAGAUUGAUAAGGUUGCUGGUGUUCUGGAGACAAACCGACCUGAUGAGAGGAAUGCUUUCUACCAGGCGACCAUCAAGCAAGGGGACUUUUUACUGAACCGCAUACAGAAGCUUUCACGGGUCAUUGACCUGUAA
This is a messenger RNA of Miscanthus lutarioriparius, 1170 nucleotides long. The record is from the annotation of a GenBank genome assembly. NCBI's taxonomy places the organism in Eukaryota, Viridiplantae, Streptophyta, Magnoliopsida, Poales, Poaceae.